Molecule: messenger RNA, 687 nt
Organism: Microplitis demolitor
Lineage: Eukaryota; Metazoa; Arthropoda; Insecta; Hymenoptera; Braconidae
Exons: 3
Coding region: 93-605 (170 amino acids)
Source: RefSeq, a predicted model, not a curated record
AUAGAGUAGUGAUUUUAAUUCAAUUAUUUUAUUCUUAUCUAAAAUUGAAUUAUUUUAUUUUUUUUGUCAAAGUUUUUUUUUUAAAUAAAAAAAUGAUUGCGCUGUUGUUUUUUUUGGGAGUUUGUGGGGCUUCUAGGAUUCCCAUGGAAUCAAUGAUGGAAAUAAGAUCUAAAUCACUUGAGGAUUUAGCUAUGGAACCAUCAAAUUUUGUUCAGUCAUCAAUUCAUUCUAUUCAACCUCGUUAUUUUGUUUACAAUUAUUUGCAAGUAGAUCCCCAUAAAUCAUAUCCAGUACUGAGUUAUCCUUAUGGUAAUCCUGGUAAUGCAUACGUAACAUCGUCAUUUAAUUACUACGGAGCGCCUCUUUAUGAUUAUGGAUUCCAAUUAAGCCCGCAGGUGUUUACGAACCUCCAGCCGUUUAUUCCUCAUUACGUUCCACAACAACCGAGUUACGUUCCUCAGCAGCCGAUUUCGACGACUACCCAGCGACCGUUUGACGACGGGAUUGAAAAACUCGACGAGAAAAUAGAUCCUGAUGUGGAAAUUAAUCCCCCAAUGAGCAAUGAAAAUUCAGAUGACGACUCUGUCGUCGUAGAGUCUCUAUAAUUUUUUUUUACCCUCACAUUUAAUUUAAAAUUUUAUAAUUUCAUAUUAAUUUUUUAUAAUAAAAUAAAUAAUUUAAUUUUAA